Molecule: messenger RNA, 237 nt
Organism: Iphiclides podalirius (scarce swallowtail)
Lineage: Eukaryota; Metazoa; Arthropoda; Insecta; Lepidoptera; Papilionidae
Source: the annotation of a GenBank genome assembly
AUGGCGCGAAACGUGCUUGCGGCGGGCGCGAAGACUUUGGCCGUGUCCACCAUUUAUAGGGUAGGGGUGGGGGGUUGUAUCUGGCUCUCUUUCUCGCCGCGUUCCAAAUCGCUUCCCGUCCCGCUCUCGCCGCGAACAGCGCACGGUGCUUGCGCGCACAUUCAUUUUCGAACGCUGAGCGCUAGAUGGCGUAGCGGUGGCGACUUAGCGCGUAAAAGUUUCGCGCCCGCUCGCAAG